Messenger RNA from Cavia porcellus (domestic guinea pig), 19396 nucleotides. RefSeq names its product coiled-coil domain containing 187 (gene Ccdc187). Gene Ontology annotation, cellular component: centrosome. The record is from RefSeq and is a predicted model, not a curated record. The transcript is spliced from 24 exons. Gene Ontology annotation, biological process: microtubule anchoring. The coding region runs from base 11117 to 16234 and encodes 1705 amino acids. Lineage: Eukaryota; Metazoa; Chordata; Mammalia; Rodentia; Caviidae. Gene Ontology annotation, molecular function: microtubule binding.
AGUGGGGGUGGGGGGCGGGGCCGGGAGGGGGGCAGCCCCCAGCCACUGCAGGCCAGGCCGGGCAGUGCAGAGGAGGGGCCUUUUGUGUAGGGCUGCCCAUCCCUAUCCCUGGGACUUCUAUGGGCUGAGAGCCCUGGGUGACAGCAGGGACACCUGCACCUUUGCCCCCCCACCCACCUACUUGCUGGACAGGUGCUCCUCCCUGGGGCUCCCCUUCUCCCCUGUUGGUUGAGCCCUGACCAGGGAGUGGGGGCCCUGGGGUACCUGCUUCUCCCCAGAAUGGGGCCUGAUGGAGGACGCAGGGGGCCCUGCCUGCCCUGUCUCCAGAACCACACUCAGGAUUAUGCAGCCCCUCCCGGCCUUGGCCUCCUGCCCAGGAACGUGGGCACUUGGUGCUUUGAGAGAGGUGGGGAGAGCAGCCACUGCCCAUCCAAAGCCAGUGGCCUUGGGUUCACUGUAUCCUUUUUGCCCUGAUCAGCAUGGGGCCCAGGGUGGCAGCCUGGCGUGGCCUUGCUUUUGGCUCUGUCCACCCCUUCCCAGGCCUCAUGGUGUGGUCAGGAGACCCCAGACCCAGGAGAGUGGCUGUGUCUUGUGGUGGGACAGAGACAAGCUGGGCAGCCGGAAGUGGCUACAUUCCUCAGAGCUCCUCCCUGGGCCUGGCCUAGCAGGAGCUGCCCGAGGCCACCCGAGGGUGAGCCAGACCUCAGGCAGGCAGAUGGAUGCAGCCACAGCUCAGCGGCUUCAGGCAAGGAGAAAGGGCAGAAGAAAUAAACAUGGGAUAAACAGGGGCUGUGGCCCGCGCUGGUCCACUCUCCCCAGGCAGUGUGACAGCUGGCACUAACAGCCAUUGCCUGAUGGCAGGGGCCACUGGGCCUCCCCGUGCCAGGGCAGUAGGUACACAGCCGGGGGAACCACCUUGGUGGACUGCAGUUCUGUGCUGGGCCCCCCCAAGUAGGCCAGGGAUGGUGAUGGGCUUUUGGUGGCAGGCUGUCUUCCUGUCCCCAAAGGAUGUGACCACCCUGGCAGCAGCUACCGUAGGCCCAGCCUUGUGCAUACAGAAGCCCCUGGGACUGUACCGGCCUCAAAGCCCCUGCAUGUUCCUGAAGAGCAGGGAAACAGGAGCAAGUGCUGCGCUGACAGGCCAAGUUUAGAAAGGCGCUGUCACCUCACUACCUCUCCUAACCCUCGGGGACAGCGUUCCUGCCCCCUGUCCUGCAGAGGGCUGUCUUCUGUCCUGGGAGAAGGCCCGGAGACAGAGUGUGCUGAUGAGGACGAAUGGUGCCAAGCCCACCUGCCAAGGAUGACAGGAAUGAGUGGGGACUCCAGGAUACCCCAAUGCAUGCCUGCUUCCUCCCCAGCUUCUGUGUGGCUCUUCCCUGCCCUAGCCUCAGGGGACUGGGCCUUGCUGUCCCAGAGCCCCUGGCACCUCCCUCCAUGCAGGGGUGUUUGGCAGGUAGAGCUCCCUUGGAACCAUGGACAACCCCCACCCCCUUCCCACCAAAUAGGCCUGGUCCGCUGAGGGGCCUUAGAGCAGGGAGACGCAGCCAGGCCCGUGGACCCUGUGUGUGCCAGGUGGCCGCCCAGGCCAGGCAUUCUGAGGAAGUGAGUGGGACUGGCAUCAUCUCAGGCCUGCCCAGCCCUGCUGGGGGUCAGCACUGGCCACCCUGCCACAGUCACCUGCCCAUGACGACUCAGCGCUCAGAGGCACAGUCUGUGACUUGGCAGGGGGCCAAGCUUUGUCUUCCUGAUUGCCUGUGUCACCCUGUCCCUAGCCUGCUGCUCUGUGUGACUCUGGUGCCCAGGGGCAGUUUUGGGGUCCAUGGCCGAGCCUCCAGGAGUGAGGAGGCCCGGGCUCAGGAGAGGCAGAUGGAUGGUCAGGCCAGUGGGGGCCUGGGUGGGGAUGGCAAGGGUUAUCUGCAGCCACCCCAGGGACAGUGUGCUGGUACAGGGACCCACAGGACACAUGGCCCCAAACCCCCAAGUCUUCAGGGCCGGGUUGGGUUGGAGGGUCUGUGGCUGUCACUGAGCCCCCCUCAGGACCCUUCCCCAGGGCAGUGAAGGCUGGGACGCCUUGCGCCAGCCCCUGCUGGACUCCAGAUGGAGAGGGGACACAUGUCUACGCACACACAACUACACACUUAAUUAACAGGAGCCCUCGGUGCCCCUGCCACCUUCAGACCUCUUGUGAACCUGCGAGGGGACCCAUCAUGCUUCUCCCAGAAGAUGGCUACGUCCUCGCUGUUGCCAGCCCUGACCACGACACUGCUGCUGUUGCCUGUCCUCAGGGCCACCAGGUCCCUGGGGUGCGGCACUCUGGGUGAAGGAAGCGUCUGUCCCACCCAGGAAGCUCUGAGCAUCAUCCUGGUCAUGACACACGUGCACCCAGGAAAUGUCUCGAUGCCACCGUGUCAGCAUGGGACAUCUGGCCUCGCAGCAUUCCUGGGCCACUCGCUGGAGGCUAUGGGCUCUGUCACCCUGUCCCGUGCCCAGACCCACCCAUUCCCUCCACCUAGGCGGGGCACCGGAAGCCCUCAUGGCUCUGCCUCCUGAGGAUAGGUCCAGCAACCCAUACCAUGUGAGGUGUGGGGCGGCAAAGGGGCUCUGACAUCCCAAAGUCAGUCUCCCAACCCCAGCUCCCUCCCUGCUAUACAGGCCACGCAGCCUCGCCUGUUUGACACAGAGGCCUCUGUCCAGUCUGACCCUUUCUGCGAUGUGGGGAGCUGAUGCCUGGUUCGGCAGCGUCCAGUACCUGCGGUCUCGCAGGUCCAGUACCUGUGUCCCCUCCAGGGCUGCUGGGAAGCCGCACCCUGGGCCGGUGACAUGAUGCAGAGCGUGUGCCCUUGCCAACCCCCCCCAGGGGACCUCCUAGGUCUCAGUGGGGGCCCAGCAGGCAUCUCUCCACCCCGUGUCCCCUUCUGCCUGGUACUUGCAGUUCAAACCACUCUAACUUGGGAUGACCUUGUUAUUCUUUUUUUUGAUUUCUUUCUUUCUUUCUUUCUUUCUUUCUUUCUUUCUUUCUUUCUUUCUUCUUUUUCUUCCAUUUUUUUCGAGACAGGGUCUCACCGUGUAGCCCAGGCUGACUUCAAACUUGUGGUGCUCCUCCUGCCUCAGCCUCCCAAGUGCUGGGAUUACAGGAGUGCACCUCCUCACACAGCUGAUCUCGUGAUUCUCGUUGGUCCCAUAAAGAAAGGCCAUGUGCUUAGCUCCAGGUAGAAGCACGUUUUGGGGUACCAUGCACACCACACCCACUCUUUAGGGCACUUCCCUGCUCUGCUAUACUGUUGUCUGGGUCAUGAGGGCCAUGGUCCUUCUCCUCCUCACACCCUAUUGCCCCCAAGGUUCAUACUUGGGACCCAGGACCCAGGGAGACAGGGGCCUCGGGGUGGCCUUGGGGGUGACUGUCAGAGGGCCCCCGGAGCCCCUGCAUCAGCAGGUGGAGUCCCCUGCAAGAGGCCCCAGGUACCUCCUGCUCUUGAGCUUUUCCCGGAGCACAGCACUUUCCUGCCCUGACGCUCAGCACUUGGCCUGGGCUCUGGACUGCCAGUGACCGCUGCCUGUGUUCUAUAGAGGCCAGGCUGCCUGGCAGACACAGCGGGCCUGGAGUGCACCAUCCUGUGGGUGCCUUGCCACCCUUCCACCCAGCCCUUGCCGGUGACAUCCAGCCAUAUGUGUCCUUUCUGCCCCACUCAGCGCUGGUGCCAUGGAGAGGCAGGCACAGUGGGCAUGGCCUGAGCCGGCCAGGAGUCUGUCCACCCUGACUCAGGCCCGGGUGGCUGGAAGUCCUGGGCUGUUGCUGGGAGGACAAUCUGGUGACAGAGCAGGGGACACAGGGAGCCUGGGCCAACAUGGCGUGAGGUCCUGGCCUGGCCAUACCAGAUGUCUCUCUACCCAUCCCGGCUGCUCUGCCAAAGGGAGCCUGGUGGGCACCAUCUGCUCACAAAGCCCUUGGUGUGGGGAUCUUGGCAAGGGACAGCGGCCACUGUGCAGCCAUGUCUACCGGUCCCUUUGACCAUUCUGGGCUGCAUGUCCCUUCCUGUACCUAGCUCUGGGCAGACAGGGCAUCCCCUGAGCGUGGGCCUCAUCCACGGACAUCAAGGCCAGAGGGUGCCCAGGUACCCCUGGGGCCACCAGGCUGGGAGACAGGAGCUGGCCAGGAACGUGGAAUGGUGGCAGUUUAGGGAGCCCCUGGUUCUGGCCUCCGAGAGCCACCCUCUGGCUCAUCCUCAGCCUCUGCUAUGAUCGCCUGCUGGGCACAGGCCGGGGCGUGGAACAGCAUUGCCAUGCCCUAGGUUCAUAGACACAGAGGGUGCCACCCGUCCAUUGGUGUCCAGAGUGGGCUCUGAGCUCUUGUCUGGAAAGCCAUAUUUCCCAGGCCCUGGCUUCCCACACCAUCGCCCAGUCUCAUGUUGGGCAGCCUGUGGGCAGACAGGGAUGUGUGUCCAUGCUGAGCCCCGGGCAGGGUCACAGAAGGACUCGGUGGCAGAGGGGACAGCCAUGGCCGAUACUGGGGACAAAGGGCUACUUUUCCUUGAGUUAGGAGCUGGGGUGCUACAGCUGUGGAGAUCCCUGGGGCUCCAGGCUAGGCCAAGGGGCUGCUGGGAGGGGACAGCUGCCCAGGGCCCCUCAGGAGCUGGGGACAAGACAGGCUGCUGACCCUGGCUGUCCUGGGGGCACGGGCUUGCUGUGUGGCUCCUCCCAGCUGCUGAUCUACCCCUGGGUCCAAGGUCUCCUCCCUCUGCCUAGAGGUCCCACAGACCGGCUGUGAGUUGUCUGGGAAUCCCCCACCCCUGCAUUUCAGCCUGCUUCGGGUGCAAUCAGCAGCAGACUGGGGUUUUCUCCCCCACACACACCUGCAUGGGCCAGCACUCCACGUUCCCUCUCAGGAGCCCAGAUCGGCUGGUUUUCGACUCAGGAAAGGACCCGCAGUCCCUGUCCCACCCCAGACCUGCAGCAGCACCCUGGAGGGUGUGAGGCCAGGACCCUAGCACAUGGAGUCAGGCUGGAGUGUCCAAGGCUGAAGCUUCACUUCCAUCCCGAGGAGGGUCAGGCUGUCCAUUGGCACUGACUCUGACCCCCCUGAAAGCCUCAAUGAAAGCAGCGGAGAACCUGUCUGCUCUGUGUGUGUGCACAUACGUGCAUGUGCACACGUGUGUGUGACCGGGGAUUGAACCCAGGGCCUUUGCACAGACUCAGCUACAUCCCCAGCCCCUUGUUUAGUUUUUCUUUUGAGACAGGACUUUGCUAAGACACAGGGAAGGGCAUGGUCCUGGGCAAGGUGGUGCUUGGUGUUAGAGGGGCCCCUGGGGGGGCUGGCAGUUGGGGUGUCCUCCACUGAUGAUGCCUUUAAAGGCUGGCAUGCUUCCUGGGUGCCCCUGCUCCUGUGGCCUGGGAUUCCAGGGUCACAAGCCCACCUGCCUGCCCUGGUAAAUGCCAGGGUGGGAUGCCCAGGAUGUGAGGAGGGGUUGGUUGAGGCCUGGUGGGCACAAGUCCAGGGCUCCAAGGGAGUCUCCUGUCUGGUUUCCCCAGUGUGGGGACUUGGGGAGCAUUGCUUCAGUCUUUGGACGGCAGUACCAGAGCUGCACUGUCCCCAGAGGUCACACUUCCGCUUAGAGGGUCCGCUGUGCUGGGGGCUGUGCAGGACUCUGGCUCCACUGUUUAGGAUCCCUUCUCCACAGGUGUUCAGUAGGCACAUAGGUGGGGGGACGGAGGGGCCGCUCUGGGCCACAGAGACUGCUGGGUCUCUAGGUCUCACUUUGUCGACUCUGGUGGCUGCUCAGGGUGCAGUGACAUGGUAGGGGAAGGUCCUGAAGUCCUAAGGCGUCAGCUACUCAUGGGUUCCAGGUUCGGUGCUCACCCUCGGGCAGAUGGCCCCAUUUCCCUGAUGUUGAGGACAGGGCUGGCACACACCUGAGCCUUCUCCUCGUGCAAGAAUGGACAUCUGGGUGCCAGGUGAAGGGCCUGAGCUCAACUCUGCUUCCGGGACAUCUAGGGCCCCCGCCCUGGGUGCGGGCUACUCCCUCCUGGGCACCACCCUGGGCAGGAGCCACCCCUGGUGUGGCCUUGCUGUGGAGGCCCAGCUCCAGUCCAAGCGGUUUGCCUGGGGAGCUAGAGCCCUGCCCAUGCUCCUUGGGGUGCAUGGGCCCCUACAAGUAUUCUAGAGACCAGGCCAUGGCCAUCUUCCUCCCAUGCCCCAAACUCCUGACACCUGCAGGGGUCUCUUUUCUCCAUGGGAGAGAAACCCUGUGGGGGUACAUGAGGGGGACGAUGGCUCCCCUCCACCCCCAAGGCUUUCUAGCAGCAUGGAGAAAGGUCGCCCCCUGCUGGGUCUGUGCAUCACAGCCAGGGACCUGAGUUGACAUCAGCCAGGUGGCCUGCCCCAGGGUGUAGGUCCCCAGAUGCCAGCAUUUGGGGUUGGGAUAGGAGUGGGAGCAGGUUAGCACCCCAAGUUGAAGCCCCUAGGUCUAAUAGCAUGUAGGAGAGUUCUUGGCACGUGAUCUGGGGACCGGCGCCCCAGCAAGGGCAGAGCCUGAAACCUGGCAUGCCCUCACCCGCAGCCUCCUUACGUGUCCCCAGGGUCCCCGAGGUGCCCACAGCCUCACUCUGGCCAUGUGAGUGGCUCUGCAGGUUUUGGCCCUGCGGUGCUGAGCCACCUGCCUCUGUUUACCCACCCACCUGCUGGACCCUGGCUGUCUCAGUGUCACCUGACUGCACUGUGCUCCAGGCCGCUGUCCUCUGCUGUGUCCUGCUGGCACCUGGGGCUGGGCUCUGCCAGGGUCUCAGGGACCCAAGAGCUUCUGGGGCUCUGAGUGUGUGCUGCGUCUCCCCACCAGGGCAGGGCUCAGGGGCAGGGGAGACCUGAGGGGGGCAGUGUUGUAGGUGUGUGUGUCCCGCCCCACACCAGGGCGGUGCAGCUGAGGCUCCUGGCAAGGGAAUAGGGUUCUCAGGCUGCUAGGGGAGAGCAGGAGGCGUCUGCGAGGCCUUGGUUUCUCUGGCAACCUCUGGGCGGGGCAGCUCCUCCAGUACCUGAGCAGCUACCCUAUGGCUCCAGCUAGGGCUGCCUGCUCCUGGCUGUUGUAGCAGGCCAUAGCCUCUGGCCAGCGCCCUCUCCCCAACAGGGAGCCCGGGAGGUAUCCAGAGGGUGAGUGUCAGAGUGGCUGCCUGAGCCCUGCUCCAUCCACCCGGCACCUUGGGAAGGAAGAGGGUGGGAAGCCAGAGGGCAGAGGCAGGUAGGGAGGCCCAGGAUUCUUUCUUGCCUUGGACUUGGCCUCGUGCAGAUGUGUCCCCUCCCUGUCAGUGCAGAGGCAGCCCCGGGAGCCCCGGGAGCUGGAGAGCUCAGGUCUCAUUAGGGGGCCUGCACCCUAGAUUAUCAUCAAAUGACCCGUAGGAUGUAAUCCUAGAGACUCGGGAGGCUGAGGCAGAAAGACUGUAAGCUUGAGGCUAGCAUGGGUCACUUAGAGAAACCUUGUCUCAAAACAGAAAUUAGAAAAGAAAAAGGGUUGCAGGUGUUUCUGUGGUCCAGGGGCAGAGUGCUUGCCUAGUACCCACGAGGACCCUGGUAUGGACCCUGGUGGACCUGCAUGGCCCAGCCCCUGGCAGAGGUGGGGAGCCAGGGGAACUGACCAGCACAGACCCCCUCUAGCGUGGCUCACCAGUCCUGGCCCUGCCAGGAGCAUCUCCACAAGCCUGUGAGGUGCAGUGGAUAUGGUGGCAGUUGUGGAAGGAAACGCAGAGCUGUGACCCGAAGGCCUUGGCCUCCAUGACCAUGCCCAGCCCUUGUGGACCGCAGGUCCUUUCCCAUGUAACUUUCACUUGCAUGCAGCCCAGGCCAUGGGUGUGUAGCAGUGGCUCCCUGGGAUCCCAGUUAGGGGGCCUGUCCAAGGCAGGGACUCGACUCUGCGCUGUGUAACGAAGGUAAGGUGACAACAUCAUCCUCAGGGGCUCACGCAGGGGCUCACAUGCCUAGGGGACAUUGCUGUCUCUGUGGGCCAAAGCGGUGAGCAGCAGCCUGGCCAGCCCAAGUGGCUCAGCACAGCAGCACCCGAGGUAGUAGGGCUGGGCCCCUGCUGGAGCUAACCCGCGCCAGGAGGCUGCUGAGCUCCCUGGGGUGGCUGGCCAGGUCCUCUCAGAGGCAUGGCAGGCCCACCAGGUCAUAUGAGGGCCUCUUGGAGACUGAGCCCCAGGUGGACAGGAGGAGCGGCUCUGGGACAGGGCCACUCAUCUCUGCUCCACCUCCCCUGCAGGGCCUCCAUCUGGCCUCCCAACACGCCCUGCUCGCAGCAGCCUCCCCGGUCUGUGCUGUGUCACCCUGUCCCCGCCCCUGCACCUGCCACCACCUCAGUGUAGGCCCUAUCUCUGGGGGCACGGCCGGCUGGGGCAUCAGUGGCUGGGGGCACAGGGUACAGGGCCCAGGGGGAAAGGGGAGCAGAUGCCCCGCCCUGGCACUGGUUCUGCAGAGCCCUGUGGGGGGUGCAUGUUGCAUGCACAGUAUGUGGUAUAUAAUGUUGUGUGUAGUGUGUUGUGUCACCUGUUGUGUGUAGAAUGUUGUAUUGGCACUUCCUGUGUUGCGAGUAGUGCAUUAUGCAUGUAGUAUGGUGUGGGUGUAGCAUGUAGUGGAUGUCACAUGUUGCAUGUUGUGUGCACGCUGUGGGUGUAGCAUGUUGUGUGUGAUGUGUCACAGGCAGGCUGUGGAUGAUGGGUAGCCUGUGCCUUUCACUUGUCAUUCCAUGAGACCCAUCCCACCCCUGCUGUAGGCACUCAGGGCCCUGUCCCUUUCUUGGUGGCCUCAGGGCAGGCACGGCCACAGCAGCCGGAGGCCAGGGAGGCACUCAUGGUGGCAGUUGGGUGCCAUGCCAACACUCAGUGCCAGCUGUUGUUGCUGUGGAGAGCGCUGGGGCCCCAUGGUGGUGGGCGUGGUGGCCUCGCCCUCGCUGGCCCUGCUGCCCAGGUUUGUGUUCCUAGGACCCAGAGGUGAGGAGUAAACAUUGUUGCUAACAGGCAUAGAGUGCCUGCUGGUCAUUCAUCAGGCAGCAGGUAUGGCUGUGCCUUGUGCCUGUCAUAGCUGUGGGGCCUGGGGUGUCACCUCCAGCAGACCACACAGGGCAGUGGUGGGUGAGCUGGCACUUGGGAUGGAGGAGACUGAGGUGCCCGGGCUCCCAGCCACCAUGCCCAGCUCAGCUCCCGUGAGUUCCUGAGUCUUUUGCCCUCUAGGAGCCUGGGCAAGGUACUAGUACCUAGGAGGCAAAUGCCAGGGCAGGGUCUCAGGGUCCCUAUGUACACCUUCUUUGGGACAGGGAAGGUUCAAGGCCCCUGUGGCUCCAGAAAGUGGCCCCUGUGUGUGGACUCUGUGUUGCCCACAGACCCCAGGGACCCCCUGCCCUGGGGGGGGCAGGUUAUGGGCGUGGCUUGACUCCUGGCCUCGGAACCCACCAGGACUUGUGGCAGGCUGAGCCCGGACACUCCAUAAAGUAGGGGUGCCGACAGGACACCCCCAUGGGAUGCUUCUGGGCCCACACUGUCCCUGCCAGCUCUUUGGGGAACCUUCUGCUCCCCACCAGCUGACCAGCUGGUGUGGCCAUCCAGGGGACUGGAGGGUGGUGCAGGACCUGAGCUGUGCCACUGUCGUGACACCAGCAGAGGGAGCCUUGCCCUCAGGAGCCUAGGGUCCCACCUUCCAUCUGGGGGCCACAGUACUGCACUGUUGAAGAGUGGGAGGGGGAGGUCCAGCACACGAGGUUCCUGGCUGCUGGACCUCAGCGUGGGCUUUAUUUCCUACCCACCAGGUAUCUGUGACCAAGUGCUUAACUCUGCUGUGUUGUGACAGGGAUGUUGGGGCCUCCAGUGCCCACCUCUUGAAAACGUCACCACGGGACACAUGUGAGAUCUCCUCCAUUUCAGCCUUGAGGGGUGACGUCCGCAGGGGAGCUGCACAGAGGCCUUGUCCUGGACACCAGGUUGGGCAGACUUGGCAGACUUGGACGGUGCUGCCGCGGGAACCUGGCUGCAGAGGUACUGGGGUGCCCAACCCCACGGUGGGUGCCUGGACUCACACCAGGAGUGCACCAGGACUUCCUGCUCUGAGGCUGGGGAGGUGGCACACGGGGGCAUUUGCCCCCCACAUUCUGAGUGCAGGGCUUUAAGAGCGGCCGGGUCAGGGCAGGAGCUGCUCAGGGGUAAGUGCUGGUCCAGUGUGAUGGGGCAGGCCCAGAACUGCAGAACAGAACGAGCACCCUUGGGUGCUCCCCAGGCCACCUAGAACCAAGGUACCCUUGCCUUUCUUGGAGGACACUCAGGAGGGAAGGAGCAUUUUGGGGAUUCCUGGCUCCCCACUUCCCGUGCCUGAGGUUAGCCUGCAGCUGGGGUGAGCCCAGGGCUCCGAAACCCCCUCAAGGCGGGAGCUGGCGCUCCUGGCCCUUAAAGCAUCUGGGGCACAAGUGGCAGCUCCAGGCUCUGUCAUGGGUGACACAAGGUUAUUAUGCUGUCACCAGGCCACCUGGAAUUCUCCUCACCCUAGGUGGCAGCUCAUUAGGAAGCCCCACCCGCUGCCAGCGGGCCCACACCCACUGUCCCCAGUUUCAAUGACCGUCCAGAAGGCUUGCGCUUGGGUCAGGGGACCAGCGCAGGCGGGCACCCAGGGCUGGCAGUGCCAGCCAUCCCAAGAAGCCAUGGGUGCCCAGCUGUAGGCGUCGAGGCCACCAUGUGACGACACCACUCCCACUCAGCCCCUCGCCCACCCCAAUCCUGGGUGGGUUGCCCACCUGCCUGGGGGGCGCGCUGCUGCCCUGCACCAGGGAGACCCUGAAGCUGGGCCUGUCCUCCCCCAGGGUCCUGGGGACAGGGGGCCCCGGGAAGGCUGGCACAGAACACAGGUAGGGACAGCGUGGAUUGAGGAUACGUUGCUAGCAUGGGUCAGCAUGGGGCCAGGCCCGGCCCUCCCAGUCUCAGGGUCCCUGUCUAGAUGCUGGGCUGGUCUCAUGGGGUGUGGACAGGACUUGGGACAGCCAGGGCGGGUCACGGCAGGACCUCUCUGGCCCUUCUGCCCUCUGAAGUGGGAAGGGGAAGCGAGGGUCUUGGGACAGCCCUGCUUGGCUCAGGAGCUCAGUAGUGGGGCUCCAGCCUGAUGGCUGUGCCUGUCUCUCCAAGGGAGGACAGGUUCCGGCGGCCUGCGGCUGAGGACUGUGUCAUGGCCAUGCUGCGUUGGCCUGGGCCGGCCCAGCAGCCAGGUGCCACUGGAACACAUCGCCUCCUGGCCUGGUCGGAUACCAGUGACACUGCAGAGCCAUGGUGCAUAGCUUGCAGGCUGCCUGUGUGGUCCUCUGACCAGGAGGCCCAGGAUGGGGACAGCUCAGUAUCCUCUGGCCCCCUGUCUGGCUCCUCCGGGGGCCAUAUGCCUUGUGCCCCUCCCCAUGGACCCUGGAAGGAGAGGCCACCCCUGGUCUCAGCAUUGCAGCAGCUGCCCAGAAAGAGUGACCCAAGGCUAGAACGGCUGCGGGACCGGAUCCGCCAGCAGGCAUGGGGGCAGGCAAGCUGUGCCUCCUUGGGCACCUCAGCCCCCUCCAGCACCUCAUACCUCUGCUCCACCUCCACGCUGGCGCCCAGGAGGAGGACCCGCAAGGUGACAGCCGCCCUUCCAGCCCCCGCACACCCAGGUUUCAGCAUCCUCCGCAUGAUGAAGCCUCAAGGGAGAGAUCAGAUGUUCCUAGGCGCGGGGCGGGAGCUCUCUCGGGCCACCUGGCACCAGACUCCGGGGAACCGCGAGGAGGUCCUGCCACUCACCUCCCGGCCUCACACCCGCUCUCCUCCCCAUCGAGGUCCCCGAGACAAACCCAGGAGGACUCGAAGCCGCUCCUGCAGGAGGGACAAGGGCCCUGGGUCACCCUCACCCAGCAGAGCCGCCAAAGGCAAAGAUCCCGAGUCCAUUGGUGUUCAUGCCUGGAGGAGGGGACGGGAGCUGGCAUGGCUGCUGCUGGGGCCGCCACCCUCCCAGACCACCCGGCGCACCCGGCCCGCGCGCCAGAGUGCAGAGCCCUCGAGGGACCUGGGCCCCGCCGUGGGAUUAGGUAGCUCCCGCCUGUGCCAUGCUCUGACUCGCUCUGCCACAGCGCCAGGAGGGGACUUCAAGAAGGCUUUGGCCUCGGAGGGCUCAUCAGUCCACACCUGGCCAGAGAGGCCCACUUCAGCCAGCAGUGGCCCGCAGGUGUCGGAGAACACAGUCAGCCUGGCUUCCCACAGCCAGCAGGCGACGAUCCAGAGUGCCAUGGCCAUCCUGCAAGAUCUCCGCCAGCAGAUUCAGGCUGGGCUGGAGCUGGCACAGAGCCCUAAGCACAGGCUGAAGCACAAGAUGUCUAAGAUGAAGCCACAGAACCUGGCCCAGCAGGGUACCCGGAACAAUUGGCUCAGGCAGGGCUCCUUCCUGAAGAGUCCUUGCAACACGCCCGAGGGGACACACUCUAACCUGGACAGGGCCAGGCGUGCCCAUCCCCAGCAGGCCUCGAGCACCUCGACCGAGUGGGAGCCCUGUCCCCAGAGGGCCCGGGCAGCCAGAGGAUGGGAGCCCUGCUUCCAGAGACCUAGGAGCCCUCCUGAGAAGCUGAGCCCCUUUCCCCAGCAGCCCUGGAGUGUCCUUCCCAGGCAGGCCUGUCCUCAACAGGCCUGGGUGAAGAGUAAAGACUGGGGAGUCCCUGAGCCCAGACCAUGGAGCCCUAAGGAAAGACUGCGUCCUGCCCCGCGGCGCAAUGGUUCCUACCUGAAGAGGACUGGAUCCUCCUGCAAGGGCAGAGGUGCCACCACCCCUCCCUCUGAAGCCAGGCAGGCCUGGCUGUGGAGCUCCCCACGGCAGGAGCCUAAGGUGUGGUCGUGCCCACCCCACCUGCAACCCCGGAGGCCCCUGGGCCACUCACGUGGCUCCGAGGCCCUGUGUGACUUUAUGUGCCAGAAGGCACAGGCAGAGCGGCAGCAGGCCCUUCAGCAGACGGCCAUGGCCACAGACGUGCUGGAGCAGAGAAGCCAGCGGCUGCAGGAGGUCUACCGGAGGCAGAGAGAGGCCAUGCAGGGCAAGACAGUCCCUGUGGUCUCCCAGACCAGUCCUGGCAUUGUCACCUUCGUGCCCAGUUCAGCACAGUCGGAGGUCCUGAAAGCCCCUGGGAGCCUGGAGCCACCUGAGCGGGGCUGGAGCAAGGUGACUUCCGGUGUGGUACUGGGGGACCAGGAGAUACCCGGCAGCUUCUGUCUGUGUCUGAAUAGAGCCUGGAACCGCCCAGCGACGCCCCUGCCCGUGUCAGCCUCCUUGCCACGCUCCCUGCAGCUCCAGGACCCAGGCCGGGGGCUGCACAUCUGCCUGGACCCACAGGCAGCUGAGCGUCUGAGUCUGUAUGGCCCCCUGCAUGCACAGCACAAGCAGGCCCGGCUGCAGGCGCUGGAGACCAUGGCCGAUGUCCUGCAGCAGCGCAUUGACAUCCUGACCGCCAAGCUCCGCCAGAGUGAGACAUCGGCCACCACCCAGGACCUGGCCUCUGAGCUGCUGCCCCUGGGGCCCAGCACCACGCCUUCUGCCCUGGCCUGCCCUGGGGCCUUGGUGCCCAGUGGAGAGAGAGGGUCACCUCGUGAGGACUUCCUGGACAUGAAACCGCUGCCUCGGGCCCCGGUGAUCAGCUCUGAGAGCCAGCACCAAGUGCAUUGUGACAUUGGCCCCUUUUCCAAAGGUGCCCUGCAGGAGGGACACUGGCAGCCUGAGCAGAGGCUAUGUGGAGACUCGGCUGUCUUCCAAGCCGCUGGCACCGGCGCAGGGAGCACACUGAGGGUGGCUGCUGCCCCGCACCCCACCUGCGGCUCCCCGUGGCUGGAGGAGAAGCCAGCGGCCAGAGGGGCAGGCUUGACAAUGCCCUGGACCCCCCGGAGCUGUGGUCCCCAGGAGCCCGGGGUGCCAUGUCCCAGAGACCAAGGCGGGCACCUCCCUGACUUCCAGAUGAAGUCCUCGAGCUCCCUCAAGUCAUUGAAGGGACUCAUGGGGAAACACAAGGCCCAUGGCCGGCUGGAAACAGCUUCGAAGCUGGAGCAGCCACAGAUCCAUGCGGGCCCAGUGCCAGCGCCCACAGUGCCAGCACAGAGCCCUGACCCAGCCAGAGCCAGGUCAGGCCCAGCCCUGGGCAAAUAUGUGACCGGGUCCUCCCAGGGUCCUGAGAAGGGACAGGCCAGUGCAGAGGGCAGGUCAGCUUCUGCAGAGCAGGCCACACCUGACCCAGGCCCCGACCCAGAACCUGCCCAGCCGCGCCUGGCUAGGAUCUGCCCUCCGGACGGCUCCGCCCAUCAGGGGAGCGCGGCGGGGACCGAGAGUGCUAACCCUGGAGCCGGUGAGACCGCGGGCCGCCUCUCGAUCGCGGUGCUGGAGCAGAAGCCGCAAGAGGAGACGCUGCUCCAGCAGCACUGGGCCGCGCUGCUGCGCCUGCGCAAGACGGCGCGGGAGGAAAAGGCCCGAGCGGAGCGCGCGCUGCAGGAGCACCAGCUAGGGUGUCUGGAGCACAGAGGCCACGGAACCACAGGGGCUGCCUUGGGGGAGAGGGCACCGCAGGCCCUCAGCAGGCUGGAGGAGGAGCGGGUGCAGAGGGAAAUGCCGGGCCUGCAGGACAUGCAUUGGCCAGUGCUCCAGGGCGGACAGCAGCUGCCGCAGCAGCAGGAGGCCACUCUCACCGCGCAGAGGACACCAACACCACGGCUGCAGAGUCCUGGCCCCCAAGUCAAGGCUGCAGGGGAAGGGGCCUCAGAGGCAGGCCAGCAGCUGGAAGGAGCCCUGUGCCCCCCAAAACCACACAGGUCUUGCAGCCCUGUCAGCCCACGAGUGCAGAGAGGCUCCAAGAGUGCAGAGGUCACACACCUUGCCUGUGACCAGUGGGAGGAGACAACCAAGACAACUGAAGAUGCCACCAGCCACCAGCAGCCUCCGAGGCCAGCUUCAGGAGAGGACAUAGCAGGGCCCAGCAGCCCACUGGAGGAGGAAGGCAGUCAUAUAGACCAAGAGCCUUGCAAGCCUUGGCCGGGAUAUCUGCACUCAGACUCGCUGAACUCUGGACAGCUGUUGGACUCUGCCUGUCCGGCCCUCGAGGCAGAGCAGGACACCCCUGCAGCUCAGCUUGGGGUGCAGGAGGUGCUGGAGCUGCUCACAGGGGACACCCAGACCCAGGCCAGAGACUGCUGGGCCAGGAAGAGGCCCCCAGCUCCGCAGGAUGGUUGUGCCCACGGCUUCCAGGGGCACGGCCUGCAAUGCCUGGGGGCAGACCGUCCAUGCUGUCUGCAGGAAGCAAGUAUGACUGCAGAAAGCACAUGCCCAGCUGGACUAGAUGUUGCUGGGAGCCCGGAGGGGAAGCCCCUGGAAAAGCCUCCCAGAGAGCAGAGGACGGAGGCAUUUCAGAGGGACAGCAGCAACCCAGUGGCCGUUUCCCCAGCAGCUCCUGUGACCCUGGAGGAGAAGGCAGUACCCCCCAUCCAGCCCAGGCCUGCUACGUCCGUGCACCUGGGCUCUGAGCUUGCACUCUCCUGGGGGUCUUCAGGGUCCCCAGCAUCGUCCCCUCUGUCCUCACCAGGCUCUGGGAAUGGCCUGUCACACUCUUCCCUCCAGGAGUUUCAGAAAGCCAUAGCCACCCUGGCCCAGCUUUCCAACAGCUCCGAAUCCCUAUCUGACCUGGAGGCUGAGGGUAGCCUGGACACAGACCCCAGCUGGUCUGAGGAGCUGUGUGCUCACAAGGACUUUGGCCCACCCUCAUCUUUGGAGCUCCACCAGGGUGACCCUCAACCAGGUGCUGUGCCUGCAGGUGCCGGGCCGGUGACCUGGCAGAGGCCAGAGCGUGACCAGGCUGCUCGCCUGCCUGGCCCUCCUGGGAAGGUGACUGUGGCAGAAGCCUCGGACCCAGAGUGGAGUUGCCCACAGGCAGGCCGGCCACCGCCUCCCCAAGACAUCCAUUCUCCCAGUCCUGGGUCAGAGCUGUCAGAGACCUCCAGCCAAAUCUGGAUCGAGGACAAUGAGGAGAACCUCCGAGAUCCUGGCACAGGGGCCCAGCCCAGCUCAGGGAGCUCCUCGACACUUGGCUCUUCCAGCUGGGAGCACAGUGUGGUUCUGCCCACCUUGGUCCAGGGGGAGGGACAGGAACCUUCCAGAGCCAGCUGGAGCCUGAACGGUGGGUCAAACACAGAGAGCCCCCAGCAGGUGUCCUCCAAGGCACCAUCUACCAGUGACCUAGACCUGUAGGUCUAGGGAUCGACAGGUCCUUUUCUUCAGGGACCUCUGCAUCUGAAGGGGCUCAUUGCCAGGAGAAGCCCUGGGAUGCUGGCCUGAGCCUGUCUUCUGGAAGGAGACCCCCACAGGCCUCUGCAGGGCCUGAGGUCCUCUGUGGGCUUGCACUCUCUGUAGCUGAGGGCCAGGCAUCUGGGUGUGCAGGGAACGAAGCGCCCCAAGUCUCAGAGCAAGCUGCACCCUCUCACGGUGCUGGCUUCCCGACUGGGAGCCUGUCCCCUGUGGACGAGGAGUGGCUUUACAGCAGUGGGGCCCUCCUGCAUGGCCUCUCCUGGGACACCCACCUCCCUCCACCACUGCCCACUGCCCACACAGACCGUAAGGAGCAAGAGGCCCAGCCCUGCUCCGAAGACUUCCCGUCCCCGCCCAAGAGGCCUUGGUUCCCCAAGGCUCCCUGAGCCCCCUGGAGGAGGAUGCCUUUGUUACCACUGAGGACUUGCCCUCCUUGUCUGAGGAGGUCCCACGACAGGCACUGUCAUUGAGUCUCCAGGACUUGGGGCUCUGCCUGAGGACACGCCGACCAUGGAGAGACCCUGAGGGUGAACUGGGCAGGUCAGGGUCCAUGGUGGAAAGUCAGGCUGUGGAUUGUCAAUGGUCUGAACACGUCACCUGGCCAGAGUCUCCCUUGGGUAAAGGGGCAGGCAGUGUCCCCAGGAAGCUCCCGAGGGCACCAGCACAGCCUCUGUUCCUUUCCCAAGUGGCCCAAGUUGCAGAAGAGUGUCUGUCUGGGUUGUGGGGGGCUGAUGACCCAGAGGCCUUGGGCAGGCGCAUCAGGCCCCAGGAAGGGCUGCUGUGCUCUGAGAGUGCAGGGUGCCAGGGAGGCUGGGAUACCCUUGCAGCCUGUCUGUCAGACCUGAUGCCUUUGGUGGUCCACGGUCAGGCAGGGUUUCCCGGGCACACUAUCGAGGAAUGUAUGGAAGGCCUGAGCUGCUGGGCAGAGGACUCACUGUGCAGAGAGCCACUCCCAAAGGAACACUUGGCCACUGGCCACCAGCCACUAGGCUCCUGCUCUAAUCUCCUGGGCACAGAGAGGGACAAUGCGGUGGCCCUGGUGUUCACUCAGCUUACCAGGAGGAUCCUGCUGGACUCCAUGGCUGUGCUGGCCCCUGGAGACAGCCUCUAGACAGUGUGAUGUCAGUGUGUGUGUGAGUGUGGGUGUGUGUGUGCACAUGCACAUGCACAUGCAAGAGCCUCUGGAAGCCAGCCCUUCCAUCCUGGGGUCGACAGGUCAGGCUGCAUGGCCAUUGCGGCCAGCUGUACAGGAAGUCACCUGAUGGCACCCGCUGUCUGCAGUUCUCUGCACGGAGGCUGUGUAGCUUCCAGAUUCUUGAGGCCCCUGACCCAAGUCAGGAACCAUCGGGGUGGAGGAUGCACAGGCAGCAGGGGGCCACCUCUCAGGGCGGGGUGAGGGGAAGAGGGAGCUGACAUUGCAGAGUCAGGGCGAGAAGAGCCAAGGAGCUGUAUGGACAGAGGACUGGAAGAGGUGGCAGCUUGGGGGCCAAAGGUCAUUUCAGCCCUGAUCAGCAAAGCCUGGGGCUUGUCCAGUUAGAUGGGGUCACCUCCAGUGCUGUGGACCCCCAAUGAGCUUGCUGGGUCUCCUGGGCCUUCCCUCUUCUUGGGAUCCCCUGAGGCUACCCUGCCUGCUUCAUGUCCCAGUGGGCUCCACAUCAGAUGACCCUGAGUGGUUCUUUGAGGAGGUGGCCCAGGACACUGUCAUGUGUCCUCUUUUCACAGAGGAGCCCGUCUUUCUCAGGACAGAUGUCCAGCAGGAAGCCUGUGCUGUGGAUUCCAGCACACAGGGCCUCCUGCAUAGAGAGAAGCCAUGGGGACACCCAGGAGCCGUGAUCCUGAAGGUCCCCCCCCCAAGCCUCAGAUGGCCUCCGCUGUUGUCCAGGGCAGACAGGAUGGGCCAGUCACAUUGCUGGGCUUCCUGGGAUGGGCAGAUCAUGCAGAAUGGCCACCUGUGCUGCCAUGCAGGAAAUCACCUACGUGCCCUGUCCCCCAGGAAGUCCACCCAUAUUCUGAAGCCCAACACUGGGAGAAGCACCACAGCCACCAUCCCAGCCAAAGCCCCCAGCACCAGUGCCCCAGGCUGGACCCCGUGGGGCCUCCUCUUCCACCCCACCCCAAGGCUGGGUGAUGGGGGAGCGGGUGGCGUGGAGUGUGCACCUCUGCUGUUUUGGUCCUGAAUCUGCGCCUGCCAUGGCCUCAGAAAAGUGGCUUUGCACAAGCCCAGUGGCCAGCGCUCUUUAAGCGGAAGCAGCUUUCAGAUCCAUUUUCUGACUCCUAAGCCAGGGCUUUCUGGAGGAUGUGAUGGGCAAUCUCUGAGGUUAUGCUCCAACCCCGAGCAGUGGGCAUGUGUGUGUGUGCACAUGUGUGUGUGUGCAUGUGAGUUGUCUGUGACUUACCUCCUAGUGACCCCUUAUCAUUUGUCUUCUGUCUAUUCAUCCAUGAAUCUGUCUGCCCACCUGCUGUCUGUCCAUCCAUCUGUACCAGCUUGCAUCUCAAUCAUGAUAAAUGACACUGAAAUGGCACAAGCCUAUGAUCCCAGCUGCUGCAGAGCUGAGGCAGGAAGUUGCAAGUUCAAGGCCGGCCUGGGCAAUUAGUGAGACCUUAUCUCAAAAGAUAAAUACUCAAAAGAGCUGAGGGUGUGGCUCAGUGGUAGAGCGUUUGUCUAGUUUGUGUGAGUCCCUGGGCCCCAAUCCCCAGAAUUUCAAAAAGAACCAGAAAGCUAAGUGUGGUGACACAUGCCCAUAAUCCCAGCACUCAGGAGGCUGAAGUGGGAGGAUCACUGGAAUUCAAGACCAGCUUGGGAUACAAAGUCAAUUCAAGACCAGCCUGAGUUAUAUAUAUAGCAAGAAGAAAAACCCAAGGGUAACAAACCAGUAACCAGAACCCCAAAUAUGCUCAUGAGUAAUUUGUGGCUCUGGCAGCAGCUGACAUGACAUGAAAGGCAGGGCACAGGGGAGCGACAUGCAUGGUGGCCUUGGAAAGUCGACACCAGGACACUCGAAAACACUGCACAGGGCUCAGCAAUAUGCACAGCUUCUGUGAUUUUAUGCAUCAGCUCAAAGUAAUUUAAAAAACCCCUUUGAAUAAAGAUUCUGGACGAUGAAA